Molecule: messenger RNA, 1164 nt
Organism: Exophiala bonariae
Lineage: Eukaryota; Fungi; Ascomycota; Eurotiomycetes; Chaetothyriales; Herpotrichiellaceae
Exons: 2
Coding region: 1-1164 (387 amino acids)
Cellular component (GO): cytoplasm
Molecular function (GO): 2-oxoglutarate-dependent dioxygenase activity
Source: RefSeq, a predicted model, not a curated record
AUGGCACCAGGAUUAGUCGACCUACCAGCGUCUGAUUAUGUCGUCCAGAAGAAGGACACAUUAGGACUUCCAGAGGCCACCAAAAACCGCCUCGAGAAGGCAGGUAUAGAUCUUUCGAAUGGCUAUCCAUAUCGACCGAACAAGCCGCUGUACCUCCAGGAUGCAUACAAAAUUCAAGGCGAUGAGCGAAAGUAUGACGACGCUGGAGCCAGGGCAGACAAAGAGAAGAAGGCUUUGUUCUCCGCAGCCACCAAGGUCACCAACCUCACUGCGUAUAUCGGCACUGAGAUUGAGGGUCUCCAGCUUAAGGAUUUGACUGACCAACAAAAGGAUGAGCUUGCUCUUCUGAUUGCUGAGCGUAGUGUGGUGUUCUUCCGGAACCAGGAACUGACACCCCAACAACAGAAAGCUCUAGGUGAAUAUUGGGGAGAAGUUGAAGUACACCCACAAGUGCCACAAGUUCCAGGUGUUGAGGGUGUUACCGUGAUCUGGCCCGCUUUACAAGCCACAGAAUACCCUGCUAGCUUUAGAAAGCCAGGAGGAGCCUCUCGCUGGCAUACCGACCUUGUCCACUUGGCCCAACCCGCUGGAUAUACCCACUUGCAUAAUGACACAGUGCCGCCAGUUGGAGGUGACACAUUAUGGGCUAGUGGAUAUGCAGCAUACGAGAAGCUAUCCCCUGAUUUCCGGAAGUUGAUUGAUGGGAAACGCGCAGUGUACAGAUCUGCACACACGUAUCUCGAUCGUGAAAAUCCCACCUCAGGUCCAAAGCACAUUGAGAGAACCCAUCCUUUGGUUCGUGUUCACCCUGCGACGGGCUGGAAAGCACUCUGGGUCAACAGAGCGAUGACUGAUCGAAUCGUUGGACUUGACAAGGCUGAAAGUGAUGUAAUUCUGGGAUAUCUCUAUGAUGUUUAUGAGCACAACGUCGAUAUCCAAGUAAGAUUUCGAUGGACUCCUGGGACCAGCGCUCUGUGGGACAAUCGCAUCACGAUCCACAACGCAUCGUGGGACUAUGGAGGCAACUAUCCCCGUCAUGGAAACCGUGUCACCACUUUGGGAGAGGUACCUUUCUUCGAUCCUAGUGCACCUACACGGCGAGAAGCACUUGGCCAGCUCGGUCCCGAUGAGAAGAAGGUGGAUGGUAUUCUAGUGGAUGCUUAG